Messenger RNA from Trichomycterus rosablanca, 876 nucleotides. RefSeq lists its product as uncharacterized. NCBI's taxonomy places the organism in Eukaryota, Metazoa, Chordata, Actinopteri, Siluriformes, Trichomycteridae. The record is from RefSeq and is a predicted model, not a curated record. The transcript is spliced from 3 exons. Bases 28 to 657 code for a protein of 209 amino acids.
UUGUAUUUCCAGUCUGAGUGGAGGCGGAUGGGCUUCGGCGGAAAGUACACCUUCUGCAACCUCCGGACUUCCAUGGUGCACCACACUAAGAACCUGAGCCCCAGCAAGAGGCUGACCGUGCACAGGGCCAUGUGCCACUCUGAGGCGGUGGCCUCGAAGUUCUAUAUACCUCUGAACACGGUGCGGGAGGCCGCGGAAGUCCGGAGGUUGCAGGAGGGUGACGAGUCCCAGUCCCAACACCCGCCUCCGCGCCCACUUGCCCAUCCGCCGAAGAAUCGUAUCGCAGCUGUGCUUUUCGGAGAGCAGCAAAUCCGAGGCUUCGGGAGAGCAACUCGGGGUGGCUGCGGCCACGGAGAUGGGCUCCCCAGCGCGAGUGUCGCGUGGCCAGAAGCGGAAGCGGGUCAGGAUAUUGGAAUCGGUGGAUUCGUCCGCUUCCAAGAGAACGGUCAAUUCCCGCGAUCCCUCGAGUUCCAAGGAAGAAGCCUCGGGUGUGUCCUCCUUCAGCAGCCCGCGACAGGAACACCUAGCGAUGGGAGUACUGCCGUCCCCGGACCACACCUACUCCCAGACCACUGUGAAGGUCAGGCCACAGGACUUGGAGGCCAUUCAGAAAAGCAGGCGCCUCAUGUUGCAUAUGAGGCCGAUGGUGCUGUCUGAAAGCUCCUCCUCAGAGGCGGGGUUGGAUGUAGAGGAGGUUCCUCUAGAUCCCAGCUUGACCUUUUAAACCUCUUGUGUAAAUAGUUGUCAUCUUCUCUCCUCGUCGGUGUCACUCAGGGUCACUCGUGUUAUGGGGUGGUUCGGGUUAGGUUCGGUAUUCGUCUGUUUUUCGUUCGUAAGAAUGUGUAUGUAAAUAGUUCUGUAUGUUAUGUUCAGUUC